Salvelinus sp. IW2-2015 is the source of this 313-nucleotide messenger RNA. The record is from RefSeq and is a predicted model, not a curated record. Lineage: Eukaryota; Metazoa; Chordata; Actinopteri; Salmoniformes; Salmonidae.
UCGCUGCUGCUUCCAUCCAGGCGCUGUAUAAAGGAUACACGGUCGGCAAGGCCUUCACUGAGAGGAAACAACUACUGAUGAGACACGACCAGCUACGCAAGGACCCGCAGCCAAGUACCAGACACACCACACACACACACAGACACACACACGCACACACACAACCACAUACACACACACACACACCACACACAAUAGAAAUGAGCAUUGUGAUCCAUCCCUGUCUGCUCAGUACUCUCUGUCAAUAACUAUAUCAUAGUCAACCAGAUCAUGCCAUACACACACACACAACACACACACACACACACACACA